AUGGUAGACAGUGGAGUUGGUGUGGUGCGUGUCCCCUCUGGUAGUCAUGGCGCCCAGUGUGAAGCUCAUUGCCCGUGUCAGAGGCUCGGUGUGUGCACAGCCCGUGCCAGUUUGGCACCUCACGGCAUCAACUGCAGCCAGGAGUGCCCCUGCCGGAACAGAGGUCUGUGUGACCACAUCAGUGGGCAGUGCCAAUGCACCGCCGGCUACAGCGGAGAGAGAUGUCAGGAGGAGUGUCCAGGAGGGUCGUACGGUCCUCAGUGUGCACAUAAGUGUGACUGUCAGAACAGAGCGAGGUGUUACCAUAUCAACGGGGCCUGUCUGUGUGACGAGGGCUUCAAAGGUCCUAGCUGUCAGGACAGGUUCUGUCCCUCUGGACUAUAUGGACUCAUCUGUGAUAAACACUGCCCCUGUAACGCCUCAAACACACUCAGCUGCCAUCCGUUGUCGGGGGAGUGUGCGUGUGCGGCAGGGUGGGCGGGCUUGUUCUGCAACGAGACCUGUCCGUCAGGUUACUAUGGCGAGGGAUGUAAGGAGGCGUGUGUGUGUACCAACGGAGCCGACUGUGAGGGCAUCAGCGGAGCCUGCGUCUGUGCCCCCGGGUACAUGGGUGAUGACUGUUCUCUGACCUGUCCUGCUGGGGUGUAUGGGGCCAACUGUUCCUCUCCCUGUUCCUGCCACAACCAGAUCUCCUGCUCACACAUCGACGGAUCCUGCAUGUGCAGAGAAGGAUGGCAGGGUGUGGAUUGUACCAUCUCAUGCUCCAGUGAUACCUGGGGUCUGAACUGUAAUCAGACGUGUCUGUGUGCCAACGGGGCGGCCUGUGACCCGGGCAAUGGAACCUGUACCUGCGCUCCCGGCUGGAUGGACGAGUACUGUGACACAACCUGUCCCGAGGGCACGUAUGGAGAACAGUGUCGAGAGCAGUGUGACUGUAUCCAUGCCGAUGGCUGUGACCCUGUGAGAGGCGACUGUCGCUGUCUGGCUGGAUGGACUGGUGUGCACUGUGACAGUGUGUGUGUGGAGGGCCGAUGGGGCCCAGACUGCUCCUACUCCUGUACCUGUGAGAACGGAGGCUCCUGCUCACCGGAGGACGGAACGUGUGUGUGUGCCCCCGGAUACAGAGGCAGCUCCUGCAGACGCAGUAAAAUGUAA
Molecule: messenger RNA, 1155 nt
Organism: Salmo salar (Atlantic salmon)
Lineage: Eukaryota; Metazoa; Chordata; Actinopteri; Salmoniformes; Salmonidae
Source: RefSeq, a predicted model, not a curated record